GACUGUAGAUGAACACGUUGAAGCCGCUGUUGCACGUCGUCAGCCAGACCAUUAUGAAAUGAAGCCAGGCCGGGAUAGAUACUUUGACGUAACCUGAGAGGGCACGGGACACCAUGGCCGGGGUGUAGCAUCCAGCGAAUGUUCACUACCAAAUAUGCCAGCCCCCUCCUCUCUGCGCAAGAACUCCUGGAUGUGCAGACGGCCACCCAGACCUACGAGAACAUGACGGUCAAGGCGCGGUCCACCACCCGCGAGGUCGUGGCGACCUACUCCAUGCAGGAUCUGACCAUGGACUUGACGGUCCGCAUUCCGGCCAAUCACCCGCUGGGGAUUAUCGCCGUGGACAGCGAGAAGAAGGUCGGGGUGGGAACGACCCAGUGGCGAAACUGGACACUACAGCUGACCACGUUCCUGCGAAAUCAGAAUGGCAGCAUUAUGGAUGGCCUGACGCUGUGGAAGCGCAACGUGGACAAGCGCUUUGAGGGCGUCGACGACUGCAUGAUCUGUUUCUCAGUCAUCCACGGCUCCAACUGCUCGCUGCCCAAGCUGCAGUGCAAGACCUGCAAGAAACGCUACCACUCGGCCUGCCUGUACAAGUGGUUCAACACCAGCAAUCAGUCUACUUGCCCUCUCUGUCGCAGCCCUUUCUAGAGUCCCCUGUGCCCAAGGCAGGCAUCUUGCUCCUAAAAGACCUUGGGUUCUAUCUUUUGGAUUCUGUUGGGUUUAGCCAGGUGCCUCAAGCAGUUUAGUGGCUUUUCCAAAAAAAGUGUUUUCCCCUAUUAAAGCUAUGUUUGUACUUAACCCUAACCCCCUAAGAGGUGUGCAAAAUCAUGUUGGGGAUAGCUAUAGGAAUAAACAACUUUUGCUGUAAUUUCAAGAAUUGGAUGGAUUUGGGAGUUAGUAUUUUAUAGCAAAUGUUGAUACACUGACCUGUUUACAGUUUCGUGUUCAUAAAUGCUGUUCUUGUAGUCUGGUUACCUGACCCUACGGCAGUUUUUUUUCUAACGAUUGUCAGCCAACCAUCGUUGGAAAUUGAUACAAAAAUUCCACUUUUCUUGAAAAUGACAGCACACCAGG
Messenger RNA from Patiria miniata (bat star), 1077 nucleotides. Its product is annotated as E3 ubiquitin-protein ligase listerin-like. Gene Ontology annotation, biological process: rescue of stalled cytosolic ribosome; ribosome-associated ubiquitin-dependent protein catabolic process. Bases 139 to 651 code for a protein of 170 amino acids. The record is from RefSeq and is a predicted model, not a curated record. Gene Ontology annotation, cellular component: cytosol; RQC complex. Gene Ontology annotation, molecular function: ribosomal large subunit binding; zinc ion binding; ubiquitin protein ligase activity. The transcript has 4 exons. NCBI's taxonomy places the organism in Eukaryota, Metazoa, Echinodermata, Asteroidea, Valvatida, Asterinidae.